AUGUCCACCCCCGCCGCCAAGCGCCAAAAGUCCUCCAAGGACGUCCCGUACCACCUAGUCUACUGGCCCGGAGUCCCCGGCAGGGGCGAGCAUGUCCGUCUGGCCCUCGAGGAAGCCGGUGCCUCGUACACAGACACCGCACACAUCAAGGACGGCGUCAAUGAGGUGCUGGCCCAGGUCGACGCCAAGAACAUCGGCGAUGAGACCAGCCCUCCCCCAUUGGCGCCACCCAUCCUGAAGCACGGCGACCUCACCAUCAACCAGACCCCCAACAUCCUGCUGUACCUCGGCCCAAAGCUGGGCCUUGCCCCGAAGCCCGGUGAUGACGACGAGGACGGCUUGUUCAUCGUCAAUGAGCUGGCCCUCACGGCACUGGACGGCCUGAGCAAUGAGCCGCACGACUGCCACCACCCCAUCGCCAGUGGGCUCUACUACGAGGACCAGAAGGAGGAGUCCCUUAGGAAGAGCAAGGACUACGUCGCCACUCGCCUUCCAAAGUUCCUCGGCUACUUCGAGCGAGUCCUCAAGAGCAAGGCGAGCGGCGACGGGCCCUGGCUGUACGGCGGGAAGCUGACCUACGCCGAUCUGGUGCUGUUCCAGUGCUUCGAUGGUAUCAAGUUCAUGUUCCCCAAGGCCGUCAAGAAGCUGGAGGACUCCGGUGACUACAAAGGUGUCUUUGCCCUGCAUGAAGCGGUCAAGGAGAGGCCCAACAUCAAGGCAUACUUGGCCAGUGACCGGCGACAAAAGUAUAGCCAAGGGAUUUACAGGUACUACGGAGCUGGAUGUGACUGA
Messenger RNA from Diaporthe citri, 792 nucleotides. RefSeq lists its product as uncharacterized. Bases 1 to 792 code for a protein of 263 amino acids. The transcript has 2 exons. NCBI's taxonomy places the organism in Eukaryota, Fungi, Ascomycota, Sordariomycetes, Diaporthales, Diaporthaceae. The record is from RefSeq and is a predicted model, not a curated record. Gene Ontology annotation, molecular function: glutathione transferase activity. Gene Ontology annotation, biological process: glutathione metabolic process.